CAUAAAACUUCGUUUCUACUUUGUCCAUUCAUCGAUAAUUUCCCUUUUCUUACCCCCAAUUUGUCCAAGGAAAAGGGGGUAUUUUCAGCGCCCAAGAUAUGGCCGGUGAGGUAACGGUGGAGGGUGCUGCGGCGGCGGUCGCCACAGAAUUAGCCGAUUCCAAUCAGCAGUCCCAUAAAUUGGAGAGAAAAUGGACCUUUUGGUUUGAUAACCAGUCCAGGCCGAAGCAAGGUGCUGCUUGGGGCACCUCUCUGCGCAAGGUCUAUACCUUCGACACCGUCGAAGAAUUUUGGUGUUUGUACGAUCAGUUAUUCAAGCCGAGCAAGUUGCCGGCUAAUGCAGAUUUUCACCUGUUCAAAUCUGGAGUUGAACCGAAAUGGGAAGAUCCUGAGUGCGCUAAUGGAGGAAAAUGGACUGUCACCAGCAGUAGAAAGGCUAACCUCGAUAGCAUGUGGCUGGAAACGUUGAUGGCUUUGAUUGGGGAACAAUUCGAGGAGUCUGAUGAGAUCUGCGGCGUAGUUGCCAGUGUGCGCCAGAGGCAGGACAAACUUGCCCUGUGGACCAAGACAGCAACAAAUGAAGCUGCUCAGAUGAGCAUCGGUAGGAAAUGGAAGGAGAUUAUCGACGUCACCGACAAGAUUUCCUUCAGCUUUCACGAGGAUUUGAGAAGGGAAAAGUCAGCAAAAGCUCGAUACAGUGUUUGAUCAAUUGAUCAUGUUGAGCUGCUAAAUUUUGAGGAAGAUGCUAAACAUUAUAUUUUGACAUACUCGUCAUUGUUACAUUUCUUUUUUUUGGGUUUGUUUUUUAUUCCAAGACAAAUCAAUUAAGAUCUUCCAUGUUUUGAAUGUUCAGAUUUUUCCUUCAAUGUAGUAGCCUUGUCAAUUUAUUAUUUA
Molecule: messenger RNA, 893 nt
Organism: Benincasa hispida (wax gourd)
Lineage: Eukaryota; Viridiplantae; Streptophyta; Magnoliopsida; Cucurbitales; Cucurbitaceae
Gene: LSP1
Product: Eukaryotic initiation factor 4E protein
Biological process (GO): translational initiation
Cellular component (GO): eukaryotic translation initiation factor 4F complex; cytoplasm
Molecular function (GO): RNA 7-methylguanosine cap binding; translation initiation factor activity
Source: RefSeq, a predicted model, not a curated record